Messenger RNA from Lymnaea stagnalis (great pond snail), 8728 nucleotides. NCBI's taxonomy places the organism in Eukaryota, Metazoa, Mollusca, Gastropoda, Lymnaeidae. The record is from the annotation of a GenBank genome assembly.
CACCAUAUAACACAAUAUUGACAAUAUAAUAAAAUGAUAAAUCUCCCCCUUUGCGUUAUUUAAUAUGUGAACGGUCCCUGCAACUAUAAAUAUAGCAUUGAGCAUUCAUAUAUAAUAUAUUCGUGAAAUUUUUUGUUUACGGUUCAAAGGUCAUAGAUAAAAAGCCAGUCUUGGACUUGAAACCCAUCAGUAUCAAAAGUGUCAGCACCAUUAACCGGAGAUUUUGAGUUCAUUUUAUUGCCUACAUUUUAUUCCGAUAUUUUCGGCGUAUAUAUAUAUUUCAUAUAUAUAUAUAUAUAUAAUGUCUAAAAAGUCUGUUGAUUUUUUUUAUGACAUUGUAUCACCUUACUCAUGGCUGGCGUUUGAGGUGAGUAGUCCGAACUUCCGAACUGUAAAAAAAAUGAUAAAUGUAAAGUAAACUAAGUAAACUUAAACGAAGAAUCAGUGUUAAAAAUGUAAAUGUGAAUCAAGAAUGAAUAUGAAAUGAGUUUAAAUUUAAAAUCAAUAAAGGACUAGUAGGACCCGCUGUAACUUUAAUCCGGACUGCAUAUGAAUCGGCUAAAACCGAGGACGACUGCCACGGGCCACGGCGUCUUUUGUGUCUUUAUUAUAGUUGCAGUGAAUUAAUUAGGGGUUAGGUUUAGGGAUCGCUUUAGGGUUCAGGUUAGGCAUAGGCAUCGAGUUAGGGUUCAGGUUAGGCAUAGGGAUCGAGUUAGGGUUCAGGUUAGGCAAUGGGAUCGAGUUAGGGUUCAGGUUAGGCAAUGGGAUCGAUUUAGGGUUCGGGUUAGGCAUAGGAGGGAUCAAUUUAGGGAUACAUUCGUCACUUCGUGAAAUUCCAUAAAAAAAGUGGCAGGCUUCCCCAUUUUUAACCGAGUAUUCAAAUUAUGAUUAAUAUUCUCGUCGUAGUCAUAGUAAAAGUUGCACACACAUUAUUCACUUAUUAUUUAAAUAUUGUCAUCGUGGUAGUGAUGUCAAAUAAUCUUUUACCUUAAAAGUAAACUUAAAAGCCUACCAGUAUUGAAAAUUAUUGAUCACAGUCAGUGUCAGUAAUUAGGCCAUAAUUAUAAUCACAGUAAAUUUAUAAUAAACUAUUUGACGUCUUUUGUUUCAAUUCCAAGAAUUACAUUUCAUUGUCUUUGUCUAGAACAGGCCUGAACAACAUACGGCCCACCAGCACCCAAUUUGCGGCCCGCGAAGUAACGACAUAUUCUUUAUUAUUAUUUUCUUAAUAAUUAUUAAUUUAGCGUUCCCUCCUGUCCUAGCCUAUACUAUUAUCUUUCGGCCAACACAAGCUUACAUUUUGAUCCGUGCAGGCCUGGCCUAGACCAGGCCUGCACUACUCAAAAUGUAAGGCGGGCUAAAUACUUUAUGAAAAACUUGUGCUGGCCGUAAUAUGUUAUGAAAAACUUGUGCAGGCCGAAAGAUAAUAGGACGGGGGGAAAGUUAUUAAGAAAAUAAUAUUAACGAAUAUUUCGUUAUUUCGCGGGCUGCCAACUGGGUGCUGGCAGGCUGCAUGCGGCCCACGGGCCAUAUGUUGUGCAGGUGUGGCCUAGACCAUUAAAUUCCUAGAGAAACUUAUCAUGCAGCCCACCCCAACAAAAUUUAAUUUAUAUGCGGCCCCCCGCACAAAAUGUUUGCACACCCCUGGCCUAGCAUACAGUAUUAAAAUAAAAUACUAUAUAAUUAUAAUAUAAUCCAAAAAAAGUGCCACCCCCUUCACACUCGAAAGGUUUGCCACUGCCUCCAACGAUCAUUAGAGGGGCCGGCAAAAUACAAUUUAGAAAUUUUAACUGUAAGUUAAAUAAAUCAAGCUUAUUUGGUGAAAAAAAAACACCAUUUAAUAUUUGUUUCAAAUUUAAAAUUUAGAUUUUGUAAAGUAACCCACUAAAUUUUAUAAUUGGCCUUUAAUUUUAUUGAAACUUGAAACUGACUUAAGAACCUUGUAAAAAAGAUAAAAAUAAUCCUAUCCAUCAAAAUGUACUGCUUGUGAGGUGACACUAGCUCCACUGCAUUUGGAUGAAUGGUAAAGAUUUAGUGCCCCAUGUGGAGUGGGAUGGACAUUUAAAUCAGAAACAUGGUUAUUUUGCUUUGCAACUUAGAUCUCAGUAUGUAUGCUGUAUGCUAAUUUAUUAAAUAUUUUUUAAAAUGUUAUUUAAAUUAGCAAGAAGCUACAUAAGGCAGACUCUUUGACCUAAAUUUUUUGUCAUCAUCCAUCUUUUUUGAGAGACUUUUUCUGCUUGCAAUCAUCUGAUCCUUGUGUCAACAUCUAAAGUUGUUGUUCUUUAUCUUGUCAUUUGGUUCUUCUUUCAGCAAUGUUUGCUUUUGACAUCUCAUGGACCAUCACAGAAUCAUAUGCAAUAAUUGCAGUACUUAUAUGCAGAUGAGUUAAAACUAUUUGUUGAAAAGCAGAUUGUGUUGGGAACUAUUAAAGAAUGGAUUAACCAAUGAGUGAAUGCCAUAUACUGCCACGAACCAAUGGGCAGAUAGCUCAGUUGCAGAGGAAUGUAAUAAUCUGAAGUUUUUAAGGUAGCCUGGGGUCUGACAGCUGAGGACCUAUGAAAUGAUAUGGAAAGCCAUUCAUGGGAUGUGGUGCCUGUUUGAUAGUUGUAGAUCCGCGGGCCUCAUGUGGCCCAGGACUUUUAUGAAUGCAUCCCAACAAAAGAUCGUAAACUUAAAAACUUUAUGAAAUUGCCACUUAGACUUAGAGGUAUUGAUGGUGAAUAUAAUUAUCAUAUCACAUAAGAAAUUUGAAAAAACACAAAUGAAUAAUGUGAUUUAUAUGUACAAGUGAAACAUAUUUUAAAGCGAAUUUCUUUGCCUAUUGAGAUCAUAUCUGGUAUGGUUACUGAUGGUGCCCCAGUGAUGAUAUGGACUUGUAAAAUUAAUAGAAGUAGAAGACCAUGCAAUUACCUCCCAAAAUUUAGCUAUGAUGAAGUAAACCAAGAAAAUGUAUGCACAAAAGAUUUAAAUAUGGAUAACGUCAUGCAGAGUGUCAUCAAGGUUGUAAAUUUCAAAAGGGCCAAGGGGAUUGACAUUGCCAAUUACAGGAAUUUCGGAUGCUAACUAUGGGGACAUAAUUUUCUGCUCUGCAUUAAAAUCGUUAAGUUGAGGUAAAAUGUUGAAAGUAUUUAAUGAUUAGCGAAGUCAUUUAUCAUUUAUGGAAUCAAGAGCAAAGUUUGUGCCAGAACUUGAUAAUGAAAACAGGCUUAGAUAUAACAUUUUUAGUUGAUUGAUUGCUUUUUUAAAUUAGUUAAACAUGCGUCAAGGUGAAAACCAACUGAUCAUUACAAUGUUUCAAAAUUAUAACAGCGUUCGAAAUAAAACUAAAAAUGUGGCAAUGUCAAAUUAAGGCAAACAAUUUUAUGCAUUUUGGCACGUUGGCUAAACAUGAUAACAUUUGAUAACAACUUUCAAGAUUUCCAGAAAAAUCAUCUAUCUUUUGGAAUAUUUGCGACUCACGUUUUCAGUCAACAUAAAAAUAUUACUUGCCAAUUUUCAAAUGGAAUGCCAAGGAGUACAUGUCAUUCAACUUAAAGAAAAAUUUCAUCAUGUCUCUUUACUGAAAUUUUAUAAGAUAUAUCUUCCCACUUCCCAGAGAAAAAUAUCCCUUUCUUCAAAGUCAUACUUUAUUCAUCAUUCAUGUCAUCGUUAUUUGGAAGCACCUACAUUUGUGAGCAGUUAUUUUCAAGGAUGAAGCUCACAAAGAAUAAAUCUAGUACCAAAGUAUCUGAUGAGCACCUUGAGAACUUAUUGAAAAUUGCAUCUUAUUCCAUCAAACUCAACCGAAAAUUGUAGUUUUAGAGCAACUACUCAAAAGUAAUAUCAAACAUCUCACUAAUCGAACCUCAUUUAUGGAUGGCUUGUCUUUUUUAAAUUCAUGAAUUAUUGAAGUUUAAAUUACUUUAAAAUUUGUUAAUAUAUAUUUUAUUACCGGCACCAUAAUUUUUUUUUUUUUAUUUUGCUCAGCCACUAUUGUUAAUGAUAGUGUAUUUUAUGUAUAGCCCAAAACAACUCAUCUUCCUUGAAUGUGGCCCAAGGAAGCUACAUGGUUUGACCCAAAGAUGAAUUCACUAGAACAAUGAUGAAAUCUAAUUUCUUUUUUUAUUUGAAAUUUUGCAUGCCCACUUUUCUUUUCUUUGAUGUUAUUCCACUAUUACUUUGCUGAAUGUAGUUAAUUGGACUGCCAUAUUUUUACAUAAAAUAAAUGAAAGUAUUUGUUACAAUCAAUUGUUACAUUCAUCUUUGGUUACUAAUAAAUAUCAAUAAUGUUUGACAAGGUUAUUUUUAGGCAACCAGCAAAAUGUAAGUUCAAGUUUUAAAAACUAGGCCUCCAUCCUCUUAAAAUUAAAUGCUAAAAUACAACAUUAUUUCUCAGGUUAUUUGCAGGUAUCAGCACAGAUGGAACAUUGCCUUGAAGUUGCGUCCCUUUUACCUAGGGGGCAUCAUGAAUGAAGCUGGUAACAAAACCAUAUUACAUAAACCAUAUUUUAAAUUGUUUUGAUCAGGCAGUAUUUGGUGUAUAAAAUUCUAAUAAAAACAAGCAUAAUACAUAAUACAUACAAAUUUUUAAUUGGAUUAUAAAAUAUAAUUUCAGAAACUUUCAUUUAAAGAAAGAAAACUGCAUUUUUAUAUACAUGAUAAAUUUUAGUUAUUUAGUUUUAAUUUUCCGAAUGAUAACUUAGACUUACAGAUGAACAAAAAAAAAAAUGAUACAUUAUUUUUUUACAACAAUAAUUUAUAAAUCAACUCUAUCCAUCCAUGUAGGGGUUUGGCCUGUUUCACCACUUCUGUCCACUCAGAAUUAAUCAAGCUUUUCUUUUCCAUGCUUGGAUUCCUGGCUGCUGUAGAUCAUUUUCUACAUCAUCUAAGCAUAGGUCUGCCUUUGAGCUGUUUUCCUCUUGUGUUUUGUUGGUGCACCUUCUUCAUUCCAUUUAGCAUUCUUUCUAAGUGUCCCACCCAGCGAAGCCAGCCUUUUUUUAUUUCAGUUACUAGCGUGAGAUCCUGAUAUAGUUUAUACAUCAGCUAGCUAUGCAAAAUCUUGUCCAGUAUGGCAGUUACCAAGACCAUUAUUUAUUUGUUGUAUUAAAAAAAUAUCCAACAUGUUAAUAAUUUUUCAAAAAGGGAACAAAUGAAGAAUUAUUAGUUAAUCAGGGACAACACUUGAAAAUUUUUGCUCUUCCUUUUUCAUUUUAUAUAACAUAUUUUUAUAACCAAUUUUAGAAUACGGUAAAAUGUUAUCUUUAUGUAUACAAAUCUUUAAAACAAUGCCAUAUUGUAUUAUAAAUCUCUUUGUUGAACAGGAAAUAAACCUCCAGCCCUGGUGCCAAAUAAAGGCGCUUACAUGAUCAAAGAUGUUGCGAGAAUAGCAAAACAUCAUGAUGUUCCACUCAAAUUCCCAAAGGUUCCUACAAAAUUCCUUUUCAAAAGUUAAAAACAAAGCUGAGGAUAUUGAUAGAUAAAUCACAUAAAUGUAGUUCACAUAUUUCCCCUUAACAUGUUAAGAAAAAUUUUGUCGGUUGAUAUUUUUGUUUUAACUUAUUAUUUUUUUUUUAUAAUUAUAAAAAAAUAAACUAGUAUGGUAAGUUAUUUUAAAGUGAGUUACGUAAAUAAUAUUAUUCAUUGAAAGAAAACUUUUUUUAAACAUUUAAAAUCUUUAUAAGAAGAACUUAAUAAACAAUGUUUUUUAUUCAUUUAUUCUAGAAUACAAUGGAAAUGAUGUUAGUCAAAGGCACCCUUUCAGCACAGAGGUUUCUGACAGCAGUAGAUAUUAGACAACCGGAUUUACUUGAAAAGGUUUCUAGAGAGCUGUGGAUGAGAAACUGGAAUAGGGUAAAUAAAAAAUUAAUUUUGUGAAAUUUUAAAAUUGGGCCUGUCUCGUAGUUCGCAACUAGUAACACAAAUUUUGGAAAUUUCUUGUUCUUAAAUGAUUAUUUUACAUUGAAUGGUUCUUAGCUAAAAAAAAAAAAAUGUUUAUUUUUUUAAGGGUUGUCAACCUUUUUUCCCCGCUCAGUACACCGUAUGCCUUUCCAAAAUUCUGCUGCACACCACGAAUAAAAACUUGCAAAAUAAUAUUGGAGUGCAUACAUUAAAUUAAAAUGAGCUAGUAGAAUUUUUAACCCAAAUAUAGUUAUCAUUUAUAAUGGUGUGAAGUAGUAAAAAAAAAAAAGAUCAAAUUACACUGUAUUGCUCCAUAUUUAGUGUCCAAAAUGAGAAUGUUCUGUUGGCUAGCAUUGUUAUUAGACUAACUUAUGCCCCUUUUGUAACAACUUGGUUUUAUCACAUGUAUUUGCCUUUUAACACUCUUAGAGGCUUAUUACUAUCAUUUUAAAGAGUCCAUGUACAAUUUGAUAAGGAAUAGAGUAUUAAAAGUUCAUUAUUUCAACUUUAGCAUUAAGAGGAAGUGAUUAGCCAUUUUUGUAUGCAGUAAUUUUAUAUUUCUUAAAUUAAAAAUAAAAAACAGGAUGAAGAUGUGACAGAACCAAAAAGUUUAGCUGAGGUAUGUUACUAGGUUUCAUGGACUUGAAAACAUAUAUUUACACUAGCAAAUAAAAUAAAUCAUUUUUUUUUAAAAACUAAUCAGAUGUCACGCAAAUAAUACAACAAAAUAAUUGUUUCUUUAUACUAAUUAUACUCACUCCACUGUUGCACAGACAAAUCUUUGAACACCAUCACUUAGCAUACAUAAAAACAGCUCUUUCCCAAAAUUCUCUUCAUUUUUUAGGCUAUUUUUAUGCAGUAGAAACUUGGACAUUCAGACAUAAGGCGAUAAGGUAUCCGAAUAUUGGUUACAACUGUCAAAUUGUACUAAUUCAUUGAUAUUUAAAAAUGUCUACCACAUAGGCAGCCAAGAAGGCAGGAAUGUCAGACCAAGACAUUGUUGCCACAUUAAGUUUAAUUGGUGAUGAGAAGGUCAAGGCCCAAUUAAAAGCUGUAACAAAAGAAGCAAUGGAUCUCGGGGUAAUGGUGCAUUUGGCUUUUGAUUGGACAUUUAUAGCCUUUUGCAGAUUAUAUUUUUAAACUGCUUCCAACAGUAAAAUAUGCAUUAUCGAUUUUAAAAUUAUUGACAGAAUGCUCAUUAUUUAUUGCUGUGUUUAUUAUUUACUGUUAGUACUUUUCAUGUUUUGUGAAAGAAACAAUGUUCUGCUAUUUAUUUUUUAUCAAAGCAUGGUGCUAAGCUACAUUAUGAGAAAGUUAGAGUGAACAUUUCUAAGUUUAUCAUUUAACACCUGUAAAAGAUGUUAGUAUUGUUUCUUUAUGAUGAAUAAUGUUACCAAAAUGAUUCUACUUUAACUACUUUCUUUUGACACUCUAUUGGCAUCAUCUUUAACUUUAAACAUUUUUUGUUACCCUUUAUUUAAGGCAUUUGGAGCUCCUAUGCUUGUUGCUGAGAUAAAUGGUAAAAAAGAAUGGGUUUUUGGAAGUGACAGGUUCCCAAUAUUUGCUGAGAUGAUUAGUAAGAACUCUUGAUAUCAGAACACUCUUUUGUGUUUUGGCUUUGUCAUUUAAUGGCGGAAAUCUAUUAAUAGAACUGAUGUCAUUAUUACUCAUCAUCAGGGUACUCAGCGCGGACAAAAUGUCAACACUGUUCAGUAUUACUAUGUUAGCGAAGUGUCUUUGAAAUUUGUUUACAACUCUAUUUUACGAAAUAUUUUACAUAUUUUUUUUUUUUUACUUCUAUUUUCUGAAAUGCGACUUCAUUGCUUGAACGGCAAAUGUAACAGUAACUCGAGAUACAAGGAUCGUCCGAACGAAAUGCUGAAACACACUAUAAGCUGCCAUGUUUUAAGCAAUAUUUGUCCGCUGUCCUUCUAAAAAUAGUACCCUAUGACGUUUUCCGGUCUAAGAAAUGACAAAGCCUAUUGGUUUAUGCUUUCAUUAUCUGUAAAAGUAACUUUAAAAAAAAUUAUCUGCUGUGAUAGCAACUUUAUAUCCAAAAUGUGUUAAGUGUUAACAGUGUCACUACGGACUUUAACUAGUUCGUUAAAUGUGGAUGCAUAAUAAUAAUACGGCUUCUCAAUAAAAACUACUUAAGGGACCAACUCCUUUUGAAAUCACAUGACGCAAUAAGUCUAUAAUUUUAAACAGUUCACUCAACAUGUGGUACAACCUUUAAUAAGGUAAACAGAUGAAAUGCUAAAUUGUUUCUGUGUUUCACUUGUGAAUUUUACUUAUCUGGCCCAUGAACUAGUCUGCAGUUACAAUUGUGAUUCUUUGUUCAUCCCCACACAAUUAAAUUCAACCUGCUAGUAUAGGAAAUCUUUUUCAGAAUUCAUUUGACCUAUUAAUCAUAAAUUAUUUUUCUCUUAGACAGCACAAAUAUUCCACCUAACGUGUUUUAUACUACCUUUUUUUAAAUCAUUUUGACAGGUGAGAAAUGGGAGGGCCCUGUGCCAGGUGUCUCUAGCAAACUUUGAGAUAUGACAGAUUCCAACUUUAUCAACUCAUCCUGCUUCGACGAGAGCUACUUAACAUGCCUGGAGUUUUGUAACAAAUGGCAUGCUUGUUUCCACUCUGCUAUUACAUUGUUAAAUAAAACAUCUAUAAAUACAACUAUACAAAUGUUGGGAUUUUUUUUUUGUUGAAGUUAUUUAUUAUAUAAAAGUUAUAAGAAAUAUAGAUAGAGAGAUUAAGAAAUGUGUAAAUAGAUCUAAGGCACAUUUUUAAAAAAGAUAGUGUGGGACAAAUGUUUUUUUAAAAGUCUAUUUUAAACAAUACAUAACAACUGGCU